AGCUUUCCCGCCAUUUUUCUUCUCUUUUUACCCUCCGUAGAGAUGCUUCCUCGCAGUUCAUUUUAGCUACCUACAAAAUCAUUCGUUUAAUCGACUGAUGUGUCUUCACUUCAGCUGAGCAUCUCCUAACUUUUCUCCAAAUUCGGCCAAUUAGGAAACAACUCUUUCUGCCACAGACUCAGCAUAACCAAGACUCCCUUGCUUUCUUCUUCUUCUUCAUGUCUGUUCUUCUCCCCUUCUCAUUUGAUUUUUUUUUCCCAAUCCCUCCAAUUUAGUCAACGGGUCUGGAAUUUGCUCAAGGAGUCCGGUACGUAUUCUGCGAGUCCAGGUAGCUUAGUCCUCAGGAUUGAUUGGAAUUGCAAAGGGAGCAGAUUGUGGUUACCUUCCGAUGGAGACCACUGGUCCAACGGCCGUUGAUGAAAACAGCCUGCAGACCUUUUAUGUUCGCCAUAAAGCCUCGCACCCAGCUCGAAAAAUUUGUGGAAAAGUUAAAAGAAAGAUUGACUCAUCCCCGAAAGGUGAUCUCUCAAAAAAGAACAAUGGUACUACAGAAUCCAUUGAUUGUUUUGAGUUGGGAUUGCAAAACUUUCGUCUGUUUUGGUCCAAAAUCGAAGCUACUAUCAAGGAUGUUUUGAGGGAUAUAAAUGCUGGUGAAUUCGACAAGAUAAAUAGCUGGAUUCGUCAGUCCUUUGAUGUUAUUUCUUCGUGUACAGUUUCUGAUCCUACACAAAUAACAAGUUCAUACCCGCUCCUUGUUCCAGCCAAACAUCGCACAUCUUCUAAACAAAUCUUCGCGGGUCUUGUUUGCACCAAGAAUCUGGAAUCUGUUGAUGAUAUACUGACAUUCGAGGAUCUUGCUGAACAUCUGAAAUCUCAUGGACACCAUGUUGCUAAUCUCUCCUCCUUGGACUUCUCGUUGAAGAACGGAAUUGGUGGUUGCCUCUUAAAUUUGUUGCAACAAUUUAUAACAGUUAGCAUUGAUGCUGCUGAUAUGUCAGUUUUAGCUUCUUGGUAUUGUGAACAAGGUAGCUGUAAACGACCAAUUAUUGUUAUUAUUGACGGUCUGGAGAGGUGCUGUCAGUCAGUCCUGUCUGAAUUCAUCAUUAUACUAAGUGAAUGGGCUACUAAAGUUCCUAUCAUCCUAGUAUUGGGAGUCACAACCACUGCAGAUGCAUUACGAGAUAUACUGCCUUCAUACAUUCUUCAAUAUCUGUCCCUUUCUAAGUUUGUUCUGGAGUCUCCUACUGAGAGAAUGGAUGCAAUAAUUGCCUCUGUUGUUGUGCAAUAUGCAUCUUGUUUCUCCUUGGGUCACGAUGUGGCAACUUUCCUGAGAAAAUACUUCUUGAGGCAGGAUGGAACACUUACCUCUUUUGUGAGAGCUUUAAAGAUGGCAUGUUUUCAACAUUUUGUCAUGUAUCCUUCACGCCUUCAAAAGUCAAGAUCAUUGGAGAAAAAGUGCCCUCAGGAGCUGAGCUAUGGGAAUAUUGUAUCCCUCCAGGAAAGAAUUAUCAAGCAGGCUUUUGGUCUACCAGAUCACCAGAGGAACAACCAAGCUGAACCAGAUGGUGAUAUUGGUCAUGGUCUUUGUGAAAUGCAGAACCAAUUCACCGUGUGGAGAUCUUUGAUUAUGUGUAUUUCUGAAGCUUUAAAAUAUACCAAAGCUACACUGCUAGAAGUAUAUUGUGAGAUUCUUAAUCCUCAGCCAAACAAAUCUGGAACAUCAAGCAAGAUUGAGUGGGAACAUAAUGGUAGCACAUCUUCUACCUCUCAUUGUAUGCUCGGACAGCAUUCUUGCUUGCAGAAAUGUGGUUCUGUCUGUCAAGCAAUCUGUCGGUUAAGUUGCAUACUCAGGGAUCUAUCACCUUUGGAAUUACACGAGUUGUUGAUAAAGUGGGAGGAACUGACAGAAGGCAUAACUGAGGUUCAGGAGAAAAUCAAAGGUUUGAAGGUGUCUAUGAGCACUGUGGACAUAAAGGCUUUGCCUAUGCAUGCACCAGAUAUCUCCAAGAGGCGUACAACUCGCGGAAAUAUAAUUGCUGAAAAAGAUUCAGUCAACUUCAAUGAGAAAGCUGCCAGAUUAGCAGGCUGUUUGAUGAAGGAAUACAUGCAGCCAGUGGAAUGUUUUCCUUUGCACGAACUGAUCCAGUUCAACAAUGUUGAAGAACUUCAAUCAGCCUUGAUGGGAGAUCCAAGAAGAAGAAUCCAAAUUGAUCUUUUAGAGUCUCAAAAGUUCCUUAAAUGCAAAUGCUGCAGUAGAAAUGAAGGUGCAUCUGUGCCAUCUACGCAUGAUACUGCAAUAAUGUAUGGCUUAGCUCAAGAACAUGGCGACCUUAUCAAUCUUCACAACUGGUAUCAAUCUUUUAAAACAACAAUCUCUCACUCAGGCACGGGAAACAAAACCAAGUUGAAGUCGUCAUCACCAAAGAAGAGAAAAGUCUCCGCUGACCCCCAGAAUAUCAGUGAUGCAUCAAUUCAGUAUCCUUCCCAUUCAUAUAAUCCACAUUAUGUUGCAUUCAGAAUCAUGUUUUCUCAUAACUAUAUCUCUAAUCAUCCAUGACAUUUUAUCAAAACACAAUCACAUCGCCAUUAACAUUAUUAUCUAUGCUGUCAUUUAUGAACGUGAAACUAGUACUAUGUUUUGCUGAUAAUCCUCUCUGUUAUCAGUUGAAAUCUUUCUUUAUGAUUAGAUUUGUACUCUAAUGAUGUGACUUGUCACUUUAGUAUCCUUAGCCAUGUACAGAGCACGGUUCUGCAGGGCCAUCUCGGAGUUGCAAAUUACAGGAUUGCUAAGGAUGCCUUCCAAAAGACGCCCAGAUUUUGUACAAAGAGUUGCAUUCGGGGUAUGAGCCAGUUCUCCUUCAUGCCUCUUUGUAGGACUGGAAUGUAUCUAUUGAAUGGAAAACAAAAGUCCUAGAUAGGCUCAGGACUGGAGUGUAUCAAAGAUUCUAAUUUCUGGAACGUCAAAAUUCUUAUUUAACCAAUUUUCAACAUCCUUUUGUCUCUCUCACUCUCCUCUCUCCUUUUCUCUCUGUGGUGAAAACUCUCAAGACGAAAUUGGGACUCGAAGAAAUUGUUGUACAUGUAGUUAUCCC
Messenger RNA from Oldenlandia corymbosa var. corymbosa, 3092 nucleotides. The record is from the annotation of a GenBank genome assembly. NCBI's taxonomy places the organism in Eukaryota, Viridiplantae, Streptophyta, Magnoliopsida, Gentianales, Rubiaceae.